Molecule: messenger RNA, 2426 nt
Organism: Haliotis rufescens (red abalone)
Lineage: Eukaryota; Metazoa; Mollusca; Gastropoda; Lepetellida; Haliotidae
Product: DNA-(apurinic or apyrimidinic site) endonuclease 2-like
Exons: 6
Coding region: 89-1738 (549 amino acids)
Biological process (GO): base-excision repair
Cellular component (GO): nucleus
Molecular function (GO): DNA-(apurinic or apyrimidinic site) endonuclease activity; phosphoric diester hydrolase activity; zinc ion binding
Source: RefSeq, a predicted model, not a curated record
AUGUAGUACCGGAAGAAAACAAACCACAUGUCAGUCUUCUGAUCUUUUUGUGUGAAAUCGUGCAAUAAUCGAAAAUAAAUCAAAUAUCAUGAAGAUAUUGACAUGGAACAUAAAUGGCAUAAGAACUCGCCCUUCAAUCAAGGAGGAUAUCGAAUCACUGGACGCUGACAUUAUUUGCUUCCAAGAAACAAAAGUAACACGGGACAUGCUGGAGGAGCCCGUGGCGGUCAUCGAUGGCUACAACUCCUACUUCAGCUUCAGCCGCAAGAAAACCGGAUAUUCCGGUGUGGCUACCUAUUGUCGUGAAUCUUGCACUCCUGUCAGGGCUGAGGAAGGCCUAGGUGGGGUCCUGGCCAGUGGGAAUGGAGAUGUUGGUUGCUAUGGUAACCUUGGCUAUUAUGGUAAAGAAGAACUGGAGUCUUUGGAUGCUGAAGGGCGAGCCAUUAUUACUCAGCACACUGUCAGGAAUUCAGAAGGUGAAGUAAAGGAUUUGGCAAUCAUCAACGUGUAUGUGCCACGAGUAGACAGUGAGAGAGAUGACCGGAAGGAGUACAAACUGCGGUUCCUGACACUGCUUCAGACCAGGGCGGAGGCUCUCCUCACAGAAGGAAGUUACGUGAUUGUUCUUGGCGACAUCAACACAUCACAUCGGAUGAUUGACCAUUGUAACCCUGACAGCGAGGAAUUUAACCUUCGACCUGACCGUCAAUGGCUGAACCGGUUCUUGUGGAGUGAAGGUCAAGAUUCAUCCCUUGAGGUCAAGGAUGAACAAGAGCUGCUUCAAAUAUCUACACCUGAUACAAAAAGUGGACAGUUUAUAGAUUCCUUUCGGUACUUUUACCCUGACCAGGAAGACGCUUUCACCUGCUGGUGCACCCUGACGUCGUCACGAGUCACCAACUACGGCACCAGGCUUGACUACAUCCUUGGAGAUGCAGGUCUGGUCAAAAGCAGCCUGAAGGCUUGUGUCCAGAUGGUAGAAGUGCAGGGAUCAGACCACUGCCCGGUGAAGGCAGAGUUCAGCCUAGACGGUGUGCCAGCCAGGAAAGCACCACCGUUGUGUGCCAAGUACAUGCCAGAGUUUGCCGGGAAGCAGCAGAAACUAUCUUCCUUCUUUGUCAAAGCCGCCAAGAAGGAAUCGGUAAAUGCUUCUGAAGAAGUCAUAGAACUGAGCAGCUCUCAGAGCUCUCAAGAGUCAAACAAAAGUGUCGAUUCCAACACCGAGAGGAAGAGACCAAUGGAGGAUUCUGGGAAGCCUACAGGAAAGAAACCCAAACUUGAGUCAAAGAAAUCUUCUGAAGAAGGAAAGCAGGCAAACUUGAUGAGCUUUUUCAGAAAAAAGCAAAGUUCCCAAACCAAACCUGAACCUGCGAAAGAAAAGUCAAAUAACGAACGUAAAUCCUCUGAUAUAACAAAUGGGGAUAAGAUCGGAGACAAUGACAGGAUAGUCGAUAAGAAGCCUGUUGAUGCUUCUGAGAAACCGGUAAAACCCACAGACACAAAACCUGAAACAGGGAAGUCCUCCAGUGCAGCAUGGAAGGGCCUCCUCGGGGGGCUGGGGAAGCCACCAUUGUGCAAGGGCCAUAAGGAAGCCUGUGUGAUUCGGAUGGUGAAGAAGGAUGGUCCGAACAGAUUCAGACAGUUUUAUGUGUGUGCACGAGCUGAGGGUCACAGCGGAAACCCAGAGGCACGAUGCGAACAUUUCGAAUGGUUGGACAAAAAUAAAAAAAAGAAGUAAUGAUUCGUAUUUGAGUGAGUGAGUUAGUACGGUUUUACGCCGCUUUUAGCAAUAUUCCAGCAAUAUCACGGCGGGGGACACCAGAAAUGGGCUUCACACAUUGUACCCAUGUCGGGAAUCGAACCCGGGCCUUCGGCAUGACAAGCUAACGCUUUAACCACUAGGCUACCCGACCGCCCUACUAUUUGAGAUGAAAGGAACCUAAAUUCUGAUUAAAAUAACAAUAUUUUAUAUGUUCUUUACACCUUUUCUACAGAAGGAACAUGUGGAGAGGGGUGUUUGAUAGUCAAAAAGUAAAUAAAAUGUCAUUAUUUAUGAGGGGCGGUCGGGUAGGCUAGUGGUUAAAACGUUCGCUUGUCAUGCCAAUGAGCCAGGUUCAAUUCCCAACAUGGGUACAAUGUGUGAAGUCAAUUUCUGGUGUCCCCCCGCUGUGAUAUUGCUGGAAUAUUGCUAAAAGCGACUUAAAAGCCACACUCACUCACUCAUUAUUUAUGAAUCAGAGUUUCAGAUUCCAGUGCUAAGACAACCAGGUGACAGAGUGAAUGGAAAUUGUUUUAAUGAUAUACAUUUAUCAUUAUGUUGAUUGACAAUUUUUUUUAUACCAUCAUCACAGAAAUGCUGUUGCCCAAAUACAUUACCACAGAUAUGUUAGACUGAAGUGAAUAAAUUUUUAUACAGAAACAUUAAA